Molecule: messenger RNA, 1857 nt
Organism: Penicillium manginii
Lineage: Eukaryota; Fungi; Ascomycota; Eurotiomycetes; Eurotiales; Aspergillaceae
Product: fungal specific transcription factor domain-containing protein
Exons: 4
Coding region: 1-1857 (618 amino acids)
Source: RefSeq, a predicted model, not a curated record
AUGCUGAACAUGGCCAGUGCCCUUGAUGCAGGUCCAGAAGGGCAGGAUGCAAUUGCAAGCAGCCCAGAGACCUCAAAUGUCGUACGAGAGAAUCAGAGUUUAAAACUCCGCAUCAGACAACUCGAACUGGCACUCUCCCGUCCAGAAUUGGCUAAGGUCGAGACAGCGUCUUCUCCUGUGCCUCCUCCGGAUCCGCAAUCGUCGGAUAGAAUCAUGGGUGACUUUCUCACCCAGGCGUUUGGUCUUUCCGCGGAGCCUGCCCCCAAAUUUGCCAAUAACACUCGCUCCUGGGAGAAUAUGCAGCUGGGCUGGGUGCAUCAUGCCGUGGAUGAUACUACAUUGAGAGAAGAGCAUGAUAUUUUCUGGGAUAGUUUGAUCGAAAAUGAGAAGGAAUGUUUAACGAAUCAUGGAUGGAUUUCAGUGUAUCUGAGCUUACUGGCUGUUGGGGUAUAUUUCAUGAGUGAAGAAGACUUGCAUGGGAUCCAGUUACUGUACGAAAGCUUCUUCAAUGAGCCGCCUUCUACUUUAUCAUCGCUGGGCAAAAAUUCUUGCGGAUUGGCUCGCACCUGGUACGAAGCUGCAUUGAGGGAACUGGAUUUGGCUGAUUACACUCGAAACCCUACACUAUCGACAGUGCAGACAGUGGCAAUCCUGAAUUUAAUCCAUAAGAACAUGGGAGAGUCAAAUCGAGAAUACAUCCUUCAUGGUAUGGCAGUUAAUGUUGCUCGGAUUAUCGGUCUGGACCAUGCUGGUGACGAUACAUCAAAGACGGAACAGGGAGAUUACAACAGGGUUCAACGAAUCGUCCAUCAAAGAUUAUGGUGGACCCUUGUCAUUUGCGAUUGGAUGACAAUCGGGUCACGUCCAGCCUCCAUCCACCCCGAUUCAUUCACCACCGUCAUGGGAACUACCCCCUCUCCAAAUAUUGAAUACCACAAAUUCAUGGCCCGUGUCGCCACCAUGUUCCGUAAUAACGUCACCCCGAUCAAAGAAUUGAGUCCAGAAGCACUGCAAUCGUGCUUCGAGGAGCUAGACAAAGUCUGUGCCUGUUUUCCAUCGCCUGCAAACAACUCCAACUAUGACGAACCGCCUUGGAAUACCAUCCAAAAUAAUCUAGCUCUCAACUGCGUCGAAUCCUGGCGACUAGCCCUUUAUGUCGCCAUGCUUCCUAAAGUUCUUGACGACUCCUCACCAACGUCUCACACAGACCUCGACCCGGGCAUCGCAACUGCGAAAGAAAUCCUUCAACGUACAUACACCAAUUCAAACCCAGUCUUCCACAAAUUCUGGUCCGUCAAUUCCGCAGUUGUCUCGGCGGGCAUAUUCCUAGCUCUCGAUCUCAUUUGCUUCCAACGACAGCGAUCGCCAGUUGAAUUAUCUGAGCAGAAGGAUAUGGUCGCAUUGAGCCUACAAUUGAUAGAGCACUCCAUCGCAGAAACACGACACGACGCGAUACUUGUUCUCAGACGUCUUACACAUCUAUACGAGACUGUGCGCCCGGCGUACAUGAGCAAAGUUGACCGCAGCGUGCUAGCGAGAAUCGUCAAACUCGUUGCGUUCCCCCGGUUGUGGAACUCUCUCACAAAUACGGAUGCAAUCAUGCGGUUUAUAUUUCAAGAUGCUCCGACGUGCAGUUUUGGCUCUUCCGAGUCCUCUUCGUCAUCUCCGGCAUCGGGGCUGCAUGCAACCCAGUCAGGGUUAGGCUUGGAUAGUAUGCCACAGAUGCAGGGUGGGGAGUUCGAUGCUUGGGGACUGUCUGAGACGAUGGGACAGGAAGAGACGGUACCUUAUUUCGGGCAGGUUUUUCCCUCAGCGGAGCUAAUAAAUAUGGCCUUGAUGGGUGAUCUCUGGAAAUAA